AAUGAAUCAUCCGCACCUGCAGCUUUGCUGGAGCCGCUGCAAGCCAUGGGGAUUUUGAACUCAUCUUCAUCAUUCAUAUGAGGGAACCAGUAAUAGAAUCCUUGGAAUUACAAUGACACUUAUCAGAAGCAUUCAUGUAUUUUGUAGUAUUGUUAUGUCAGUGCAGGGCUGGGCUUCAAUGCUGCCAGAAGAAAGGGAAUUGACAACCAACUGUUCCAACAUGUCCCUAAGAAAGGUUCCUGAAGACUUGACCCCAACUACAACCACACUGGAUUUAUCCUACAACCUCCUUUCUCAACUUCAGAGUUCAGAUUUUCAUUCUGUCUCUAAACUGAAAGUUUUGAUUCUAUGCCAUAACAGAAUCGAAGAGCUGGAUAUCAAGACCUUCGAAUUCAACAGAGAGUUAAGAUAUUUAGAUUUGUCUUACAACAGAUUGAAGAUUGUAACUUGGUAUUCGCUGGCAGGUCUCAGACAUUUAGAUCUUUCUUUCAAUGACUUUGAUAGUGUGCCUAUCUGUGAGGAGACUGGCAACAUGUCACAUUUGGAAAUCCUAGGUUUGAGUGGGGCAAAAAUACAAAAAUCAGAUUUCCAGAAAAUUGCUCAUUUGCAUCUAAAUACUGUCUUUUUAGGAUUGAGAAGUCUUUCUUAUUAUGAAGAAGGUAGCCUGCCCACCUUAAACACAACAAAACUGCAUAUUGUUUUACCAAUGAACACAGAUUUCUGGGUUCUUUUGCGUGAUGGAAUCAAGACUUCAAAAAUACUAGAGAUGACAAAUAUAGAUGGCAAAAGCCAAUUUGCAAGUUAUGAAACUCAACAAAAUCUUACGUUAGCAAAUUCCAAGACAUCUAUUCUACUGCUUAAUAAAGUUGAUUUACUCUGGGAUGACCUUCUCUUCCUCUUCCAGUUUGUUUGGCAUACAUCAAUAGAAUGUUUCCAAGUCCAACAUCUGACUUUUGGAGGCAAAGUUUAUCUUGACCAUAAUUCAUUUGAUUACUCAAAUAGUGUAAUGAGAGCUAUAAAAUUGGAGCACAUACAGUUCAGAAUUUUUUAUAUUCCACAGGAGAGGGUCUACUUGCUUUUUACCAAAAUGGAUAUAGAAAACCUAACUAUAUCAGAUGCACAAAUGCCACACAUGCAGUUUCCUAAUUAUCCUACAAGAUUCCAAUAUUUAAAUUUUGCUAAUAAUAUCUUAACGGAUGACCUGUUUAAGCAACCUAUCCAAUUGCCUCAUUUGACAACUUUCAUUUUGAAGGGCAAUAAAUUGGAGACACUUUCUUUAGUGAGUUUCUUUGCCAGCAACACAUCCUUGAAGCACUUAGAUCUGAGCCAGAAUCUGUUACAAUAUGAAAAUGAUGAAAAUUGCUUUUGGCCAGAAACCUUGACCACUAUGAACCUGUCAUCCAACAAAUUUGCUGAUUCUGUUUUCAGGUGCUUGCCCAGAAGUAUUCAAAUACUUGACCUGAAUAAUAACAAAAUUCAAACAGUCCCUAAAGAGAUUAUUCAUCUGAAGUCUUUGCGAGAACUAAAUCUUGCAUUUAAUUUUUUAACUGAUCUUCCUGGGUGCAGUCAUUUCAGAAAACUUUCAGUUCUGAACAUUGAAAUGAACUUAAUUCUCAGCCCAUCUCUGGAUUUUUUCCAGAGCUGUCAGGAAGUUAAGACUCUGAAUGCAGGAAGAAACCCAUUCCGGUGUACCUGUGAAUUAAGAGAUUUCAUUCAGCUGGAAAAAUAUUCAGAGGGUAUGAUGAUUGGAUGGUCAGAUUCAUACAUCUGUGAAUACCCUUUGAAUCUAAAGGGGACUCGGUUAAAAGACGUUCAUCUUCCUGAAUUAUCUUGCAACACAGCUCUGUUGAUUGUCACCAUUGUGUUUAUCGUGCUAGUUCUAGGGACGGCUAUAGCCUUCUGCUGCCUCUACUUUGAUCUGCCUUGGUAUCUCAGGAUGCUAGGGCAGUGGACACAGACAUUGCAGAGGAUUAGGAAGACAACCCAAGAACAACUCAAGAGAAAUGUCCAGUUCUAUGUAUUUAUUUCAUACAAUGAACAUGAUUCUACCUGGGUGAAGCAUGAAUUAAUUCCCAAUCUAGAGAAAGAAGAGAAAUUGAUUUGCCUUCAUGAAGGAAACUUUGACCCUGGCAAGAGCAUUACUGAAAAUAUUAUGAAUUGCAUUGAGAAAAGCUGUAAGUCUAUCUUUGUUUUGUCUCCCAACUUUGUCCAGAGUGAGUGGUGCCAUUAUGAACUUUACUUUGCUCACCACAAUCUCUUCCAUGAAAAUUCUGAUUACAUUAUUUUUGUCUUACUAGAACCCAUUCCCCUCUACUGUAUUCCUACCAAGUAUCCUAAGCUGAAAGCUCUUAUGGAAAAGAAAGCAUACCUGGAAUGGCCCAAGGAUAGGCGUAAAUGUGGACUUUUUUGGGCAAAUCUUCGAGCUUCUAUUAAUGCUAAUUUAUUAGAAACCAGAGAGAUGUGUGAACUACAGACAUUCAUGGAGUUGAAUGAAGAGUCUCGAGGUUCUGCAAUAUCUUUGAUAAGAACAGACUGCCUAUAAAAAAAAAAAAAAAAUCCUCCUUUCCCCUAGGGAAAUGGGGCCUGCAUACACCAUGGGGAUAGAAGUUGAUACAGGCUUUAUGAUGGUUAUUUGGCAAUAUCAUUUAAAUGAAAAAAAUGAUUAUUUUUUAUGUCAGU
Hyaena hyaena (striped hyena) is the source of this 2679-nucleotide messenger RNA. RefSeq names its product toll like receptor 10 (gene TLR10). The record is from RefSeq and is a predicted model, not a curated record. Gene Ontology annotation, cellular component: membrane. Lineage: Eukaryota; Metazoa; Chordata; Mammalia; Carnivora; Hyaenidae. Gene Ontology annotation, molecular function: lipopeptide binding; Toll-like receptor 2 binding; transmembrane signaling receptor activity. Bases 113 to 2542 code for a protein of 809 amino acids. The transcript is spliced from 2 exons. Gene Ontology annotation, biological process: cellular response to bacterial lipopeptide; inflammatory response; immune response.